Labrus mixtus (cuckoo wrasse) is the source of this 3446-nucleotide messenger RNA. RefSeq lists its product as uncharacterized. The record is from RefSeq and is a predicted model, not a curated record. The coding region runs from base 180 to 1661 and encodes 493 amino acids. Gene Ontology annotation, molecular function: electron transfer activity. The transcript has 11 exons. Gene Ontology annotation, biological process: cell redox homeostasis; intracellular signal transduction. NCBI's taxonomy places the organism in Eukaryota, Metazoa, Chordata, Actinopteri, Labriformes, Labridae.
UAUGGGCUAGCCUGCGCAGUGAUGGUGUACUGUGAGCGCACCUGGGUUAUUUCCCUGAACGACAGGAGACCUAUUAGCUGGUGUUAUACAUAGCACAUGUCUUAACUAAUAUGUUUUAAUUUACAGGACAACGGGGAUAAACUGAGCGAGUUAAAAAUUGUACAGUCAUUAGCUGAAAGAUGGGCGAGUUUGAGAAAAAUGCCCUUGGCCGGGUAACAGUGUACUCCAUCCAGGGCUGCCCACACUGUGUUCAGGCAAAGGCCACGCUGGGACGUUUGGGAGUACCAGUCUGCGAUGUGGAUGUGGGGAAACAUCCGGAGUUAAGAUCCAGGGUGAAGGCGCUGACGGGCCGCAGCACAGUCCCUCAGAUCUUCUUUAACAACGUACACGUUGGGGGCAAUGAUGACCUACAGAAAUUGGCUCCUGAGGAGCUCCAGAGGUUGGUGAAUCUGGUCAAGGAAGAGCCUCUUCCUGCUGAUGCUCCCCCUCUGCCAGAUGAGAAUAAAUUAGACGACGACACGGCUGGAGACAUCGAUGGAGACUUUCAGUGUGAAAGAGAUGAGUUUGCAGACUUGGUAGAGGACCUGAAACAUGGCAGUGUGAUUGGCAAUCAUAGGAGGGGACUGACUUUGUACAAUAAGAGCUUCUCAGGUGAACAACUGGUUGACUGGCUGCAGAGAGAGAAGGGCAUGGCCAGGGCUGAGGCCUGUAAAACUGGCCAAGCGUUGUUGCAGAAGAAGUACAUGGUGAGUGUUCAUGGCUGUGGGCAACAGGAUGGCAGUUUUGGAGAAGGGAAGGGAACCAUGGAAACACUGUACAGGCUACUGGAGGAUGACCCUCACUCAGCCCUCAACGCAGGACAGACAGCAGCUUGCAGUCCCAUGGAGGCCUCUGAGCUCUCUUUGCUUUUACGAGAGCUGAUUCUGAAAUUGUUCUCCGAGCAUCUCUCUGCUGAUGGCAAGUCUGUCGACUACAAAGGCAUGUCCGUGAGCCCUGCUUUUGAGCGUUACUGUGAGCUAGCCAUUCAGCUGCAGAGAGUUGAGCUGCUGUCACUGAGUCGGGAGGAGAAGCUGGCCUUCUUCAUCAACAUCUACAACGCCUUGGUCAUCCAUGGGUACCUACGCAUGGGGGCCCCCACCAACAUGUGGCAGAGAUACAGAUUCUUCAACUAUGUGAGCUACCUCAUUGGAGGAGAGGUGUUCACGUUGCAGGACAUCGAGAACGGCGUUUUGAGAGGGAACAGAAAAGGCAUGGCACAGCUUCUGAAGCCCUUCUCCAAAACAGACCCACGACUACAGGUGGCUCUUCCUGAUGCCGAGCCUCUCAUUCACUUUGCUUUGAACUGCGGUGCAAAGGGCUGCCCUCCAAUCAAAACGUACACUCCACAGGACAUUGACAGCCAGCUCCGCACGGCAGCUGAGGCCUUCCUUGAAAACGACGACGGCUGCAUGGUGGAUUCUGGGAAAAAAGAAGUGCGACUCAGUCAGAUAUUCAAGUGGUACAAAGCUGACUUUGGAGGCACUGAUGAGAAGCUGCUGAAGUGGGUGGUGGAGCACAUGAGUGACUCUCCAAAGAAGACCAGCCUGCAGGGUGUCCUUUCUGCUGGGAAGACCAAAGUCAGCUUUCUCCCAUACGACUGGAGCACCAACAGUUCCCACUGAGCACGCACACGUUCAGCUACAAUGCGCCGUCUGCUUUGCCGUUGUCCACAACCUGAAGGUCGAGUGUGAAGUGUUGCAAAGCGCAGCCCUGUGGUCUUUAACAAUGCAAAUAUUUUAUGCAAAUCAAACUGUAAACCCGAGUGGUGAAAGGGGAUAUUUGCACUGUAUCACUGAAACACCUACAGACUUAUCCUAGCUUCAAGGUCUAAUUGCAAGCUCCUAGAGCCCUGUCUGUGUAUGUCAUUUACUUUUUAUGAGUUGUAUGUCCUCACGUUUCAUUGGUUCAAGUAAAGACAAGGGGAUAAAAAAUACAAGUUGCAAAGAGAACUUAAAGUCCCCAUGAAAAGGAACAACGAGAGUAUCAGAUGCAUUUCCAAAUGAAAAGGGAUUGAACCAAUUACAAGUUAAAGGGCGGGACAUAACCUUGGGAUUCAUUUAAUUGGAUCGUUACUUCAACAAAGCUAUUUAAUUGGUUGAAAAAGUAGCAAACUUGCUCAGGAUGAGUCAUCAGACAUUUUAAACGUUUUUACAGGAAGAGACGAUACUAAAUACUCCGGUAAUGCUUUAUUGAAAACUAUUUGGCAGAUAAAUGAACAUGGAUUAAAACAGAGGAAAAGGUAUUUAUCAUUUCAUGGGGACUUUAACGCAGCAGCAGAGUUAACAUGAAGUGUGUUCUGCUCAUGAGCCAGGUCAGAGUAAAAUGAUCAGAGAAAGCUUACUUUGAGCAUACUGUAUGAUCACAAUAUGAAAAUAUGGCUUCCUCGUUAUAGCUUUAGUUGGUCAACACCAUGUGAGGAACUCAGGAGUCAAAGAUCAUCAAGAUCUUUACAGUUGUAUCCAACACUCACUGGGCUUCUUAUGCGGGACAUUUCAUCAGAGCAGAUGGAGAUAACCUUGAUAAGCCUUGUCAGAACCCUCUGAGCUUUCAAAUCUACUCAUUCAUCAUUUCAUGCUGGUUCAUAGUUUCAGGGCCAUUUCAACCUGCAGAGGUCAACAAGUUGAUGACAUUUCUUACAGCUGUUUCAGCGCUCAUACCUAAAUACAGUAUAAAUGGAACAUUCUGUCAUCUGGUGCCCAGUGGAUAUUUACUGCUAACAUAGAAACACAGAGUGGCUGUAAAACACCAGGUGGUUGUUCUCAAAGUUUGACAUAAGACACUGAUGAACAUUUCCUAUUCAUAACUUGUCCCAGGUAAUGAGCUGUUUUAUUUUACACACAAAAUAUGCUCUUGUCUUUCACUUGAUUGGCACAGGUUGGACUGUAGUGUGAUGCAGGGGCUGUAACCCCCCCCCCCCCCCCCCCCCCCCCGAGGUUUCUGUCUUUGUGGACAGCAUCCUUUUUGUAGGAUCCCGUCUGAACCGAAGUCGUUCUUUUUGCAUGUCUUGAUCUCUUCCCUCGAGAGGUAUUUUGUAUGAUCCUUUCUUCAAGUGAAACUAAAUGGUUGUUUACCCCGCUUCUUGAUCCAGGUCUUCCAUCUUGAAUCAGAAAAGUGCUACUGAUUUGUUUUUUUAACAACGUAAAAUAAUAUAAGAUAGAGUUAUAUUGUGAAUAAAUGGAAUCUGUGAGAAUAGUGCAUCUAUUUAGGAUGCACUAUGACUCAUAUUUGUACUUUUCUCACAGAGGAGAUGUUGUUUGUGCAUAUCACAAUAAUGUUAGAACAGGUCCUUAAUAUUUCAUUUAUUGUAGGAAGGGUCUUGAAUAUAUAUUUUCAUUACACAAACUCAGUACUCAUGAUUAAGAUCAAAUGUAGCAGUUUAUUUUGAUAAGAGUUUGCAAGUUUUUUUU